AAAAAAAAAAGGAAUUUUUUUUUAAAAGAGAGAGAGAGAAAAAAAAAAAAAAACCAUUUUUAUGAGAGUCCAACUUAAAUCCCAAUGAAAGCUUGAUUUGAUGCCUACCCAAAAACCCAUUAACUCUCUCCUCUCCACAGGCAAAGGGAAAGUAAAAGGAAAGAACCCAAAAAAGAAAGAAAAGGAAAAUUAGCAGAGAGAGUGAUAGCUCAGUGGAGGUGUGGGAGAGAAAGACAGAGAAAGAGGGUCUCUUUCUUUUUGGAGUAUUGGGUCAGGUUCUUUUGGCAAUGCCAAAGUUGGUCACGCUCUCUGAAAAAUGCAGGCAUGAAAUCACUCCUUCAAAUAUCUCCCUCACUCUUUCACUCUCUCCUCUGCAAGCACUUAACUUUUGUUGUUGGAAGAUUCCCAUUCCCUAUCAUUGUGCUUUCUUCUUGCCAUGGCGGGUUUGAUUGAUCUCAACACCACGGAGGACGAUGAAACGCCGUCGUCUGGUUCCUCCUCUGGUACAAGCUUAAGCACAACAUGUGCUGCUUCAGCUUCCUCUGUGUGCUUGGAGUUGUGGCACGCGUGUGCGGGUCCAAUGAUCUCUCUGCCAAAGAAAGGAAGCGUUGUUGUGUACUUCCCUCAGGGACACUUGGAACAUCUUCAGGAUUUUCCGCUCUCUGCUUGUAAUAACAUCCCACCCCAUGUGUUAUGUCGUGUUGUAGAUGUCAAGCUUCAUGCGGAGGAAGGGAGCGAUGAAGUGUAUUGUCAGGUGUUGUUGGUUCCUGAAAGUGAGCAAGUGCAGCAAAAGUUGCGGGAAGGAAAAUUUGAUGCUGAUGGUGAAGAGGAUGAUACUGAAGCUGUGAUGAAGUCAACAACACCCCACAUGUUCUGCAAGACUCUUACUGCAUCUGAUACUAGUACUCAUGGUGGAUUCUCUGUGCCUCGUCGAGCUGCUGAAGAUUGCUUUCCUCCCCUGGAUUACAGUCAACAGAGACCUUCACAAGAGCUUGUGGCAAAGGAUCUGCAUGGCCAAGAAUGGAGGUUUCGACAUAUUUAUAGGGGGCAGCCACGGAGACAUUUGCUUACAACCGGUUGGAGUGCAUUUGUGAACAAGAAGAAGCUUGUAUCUGGAGAUGCUGUUCUGUUUCUUAGGGGUGACGAUGGAGAACUGAGAUUGGGAAUUCGUAGGGCAGCUCAAUUGAAAAAUGGCAGUACUUUUUCAUCUCUUUCUGGCCAGCAAUUGAAUCUUAGCAGUCUUAUGGAUGUGGUUAAUGCUUUGUCUACUAGAUGUGCCUUUAGCAUUCACUAUAAUCCGAGGGUCAGCUCAUCUGAAUUCAUCAUACCUAUCCACAAAUUCUUAAAGAGCCUUGAUUAUUCUUAUUCAGUUGGAAUGAGGUUCAGGAUGCGAUUUGAAACAGAAGAUGCUGCUGAGCGAAGAUACACAGGGUUAAUUGUUGGAAUCACUGAUGUGGAUCCUGUUAGAUGGCCUGGAUCAAAAUGGAGAUGCCUACUGGUGAGGUGGGAUGACUUAGAAGCCACAAGGCAUAAUAGGGUUUCCCCAUGGGAGAUUGAGCGAUUUGGUUCUGCUUCCACUGCCAAUAACUUGAUGGCAACUGGUUUGAAGAGGACCAAGAUUGGAUUGCCUUCAGCAAAGCCAGAAUUAUCAGUUCCCAAUGGGAUUGGGACAUCAGACUUCGGGGAAUCAUCAAGGUUCCAGAAGGUCUUGCAAGGUCAAGAAAUUUUUGGUGCUAAUACUACAUUUGAUGGUAUUAGUGCUCAGAGUCACCAGUUAUCUGAAUUAAGGAGGUGCUAUCCAGGUUCAAACUGUCCUGGAAUUGCUGCAACAGGAAAUAGUAUCAGAAUCCCACAUGCGAGUUCGGAUGUUUCCUGCAAUGGCAUAGGCUUCAGUGAAUCUUACCGAUUCCAGAAGGUCUUGCAAGGUCAAGAAAUACUUCCAAGCCAACCAUAUGGAAGAGCCUUUCCUGCUGAUGAGGCUUGUGGAAAUGGUUGCUUUGGACUUUUUGAUGGUUACCAGGCAUCAAGAUCCAGAAAUGGAUGGACUGCCCAGAUGAAUAACAAUUCUUCACAUUUGCAUCCAACUAUUCCAUAUGGGCAAGUGUCAUCUCCAUCAUCUGUGUUAAUGUUCCAGCAAGCAGUCAAUCUUUCAAACUCAGAUUAUAAUAACAAAAUCAAUCAGGUGAUGGAGGGUAAAGUCCAUCAUAGAGGUUCAUAUGCUUCUGAAUUGAAAGGUGGAACAUUUGCAUCAACCCCCUCUUAUGAGCCUAGUUUCCGUGGGCAAGCUCAUGAUUCAAUUUCAGCUCUCGGAGGCAGUCAAGAGUUGGUUUCCUCAUGUAAAAAUAGCUGCAGAGUCUUUGGUUUUUCAUUAACUGAGGGUUCUCUUAUUGCAAAUAAAGAGGCUGACCCAUCUCCAUCAACUAGUCAAUUAAAUUCUGAACCUUCCUUUACAAGACAUGUUGAAGAUGAUUUCCAUACCGGGCAUUCGCUUAGGAGCAAGGCGGUUGGAAGUUACUUUACCAAAGGUGUACUGCAGUAUUGACUUGAAAAUCAUGAUGUAUGCUAAUUGCUAGCAGUGACGCUGGCAUGAAGUAGCAGAAGAGAAUGUCCAUAGUUGUUGUACUUAUGUACUUUGCUAUAAUAACUUAGGAUUUUGAGGACCAAAAAAAUUGUAUCUAUUAGCCAAAUUUACACAUUAAUCUUAAUUUGGCAGUGAUUACAUUCAAGUUCUUGUAUUAAUCUAUUAUGCACUCUAUCGACCUAUAUGAGGCACC
Molecule: messenger RNA, 2774 nt
Organism: Gastrolobium bilobum
Lineage: Eukaryota; Viridiplantae; Streptophyta; Magnoliopsida; Fabales; Fabaceae
Product: auxin response factor 3-like
Exons: 11
Coding region: 437-2542 (701 amino acids)
Biological process (GO): response to hormone; regulation of DNA-templated transcription
Cellular component (GO): nucleus
Molecular function (GO): DNA binding
Source: RefSeq, a predicted model, not a curated record